CCGAGAUUCCUUAAUACUUUGGCUUUCUGAGAAAGAAAACAAAUCUCUGUUUCCCUUCAAAAAAUCAAACCAACAUAAAAUAAAGCUGGAAAAUCAAGCAUCAUGAGUUCAGAUACGGAUGUAAACAAAAGUGUCUCCCCAGCUGCCGAGAAACAGCCGGAUGAACCUGAUGGCCCCCUUCCUGGCUCAGACAGUGACCAAGAAAAGAAAGUAAGAUUAUCUCCAGCAAAAAUGUCAACCAAGAGUGCUACAGAUCUAGUUGAAUAUGUCAACAAGGAUCACCCUUUUCUUCCUGUCAUCCCAAACACCCAGAGAAGCCAGCUAGAAGACAGACUGAACAACCAGGAACGCACCAUCUCUUUCCUCCUUGAACAAGCAUUUCGCAUCAAGGAGGACAUCUCUGCUUGUCUGCAGGGAACCCACGGCUUUCGAAAAGAGGAAUCAUUUGCCAGGAAGUUACUGGAAAGCCACAUCCAGACCAUCACCAGCAUCGUCAAAAAACUCAGCCAAAACAUUGAGAUUUUAGAAGACCAAAUAAGAGUUCGAGAUCAGGCGGCCACAGGAACUAAUUUUGCAGUGCAGGAGAUAAACAUCAAACACCUACAGGGAGUUGGAGAUCUUCGAGGAAGAGUAGCCAGAUGUGAUUCAAGUAUUGUGAAGCUUUCUGGAGACAUUCACCUCAUCAGGCAGGAGUACCGGCAGAUUGAGAAAGCAAUGCAGGAGCUCAUGUCUGCCCUAGAAACUAUUUCCAAGAACUUGGAUAUGAAGGUAAUGCAGCUCUUAGGAAAGAUAGAGACUUCCAGUUCUGAGCAAAUUUCAAAUUUAAAGAUGGUCCAGGGGGAUUAUCGCCACGAAAUGGACCUUUUGGAAUUCAAAUUUAAUUCAUUUUCAAGCAAUCUGUAUGAAGAAGUUGAGAAUAAUCAAAAAUGGACAGAAAACAAGUUCAUCAAACAAAGAAAAGACCACCUGAGCCAUAUAAAUGAAUGUCUGAAGGUCCUGCAGGAGAAACUGGAAAAGUCUGAAAAUAAAAUGGAAGAAAAAUUACUGCAGCUUUCAAGCAAAUUAGAGAAUUUCAUUAAUACACAGAAACAGGAAGUGGAACUCAACAAAGUAAAGCAUAUAGAAAAUAAAUUGUCUAAAAAGAUGAACCAAAUGGAAAAGCAGAUCUGGGGUGAAUUAGAAAAAAUGCAGAAUGAAUAUCAAUCAGGAUUUAAAUCAGUUCAUGACUCUCUCAGUUCCCUCCAGCAAAUACAGAAAACGAAGAUGGAUUUAGAGAAAUAUAAAGUACAGAAAGACCUAAAGAAAUUGCAGCGUAAGAUAGUGGAACUCCAGGAAGCAUAA
This is a messenger RNA of Cynocephalus volans (Philippine flying lemur), 1341 nucleotides long. RefSeq names its product family with sequence similarity 81 member B (gene FAM81B). The transcript is spliced from 10 exons. The record is from RefSeq and is a predicted model, not a curated record. Bases 103 to 1341 code for a protein of 412 amino acids. Lineage: Eukaryota; Metazoa; Chordata; Mammalia; Dermoptera; Cynocephalidae.